Molecule: messenger RNA, 1392 nt
Organism: Candida dubliniensis CD36
Lineage: Eukaryota; Fungi; Ascomycota; Pichiomycetes; Serinales; Debaryomycetaceae
Product: N,N-dimethylaniline monooxygenase
Exons: 1
Coding region: 1-1392 (463 amino acids)
Molecular function (GO): flavin adenine dinucleotide binding; N,N-dimethylaniline monooxygenase activity; NADP binding
Source: RefSeq, a predicted model, not a curated record
AUGACAAAAGAACAAAUUGAUGGACCACGUUUUAAACGUAUAGCAGUGAUAGGGGGUGGACCUACUGGAUUGGCUGCUGUUAAAGCAUUAAGCUUGGAGCCUGCUGAGUUUUCACGUAUUGACCUUUUCGAAAGAAGAGACCGAUUAGGCGGGUUAUGGUAUCAUUACGGAGACAAGUCAUUAGUUAAGCCUGAAAUUCCUAACGUUUCUCCUUCACAACAAGAGAUCACUUCUGACAACGCAACACCAGCUGACGAAUAUUUUUCAGCAAUUUAUGAAUAUAUGGAAACUAAUAUUGUGCACCAAAUUAUGGAGUAUUCUGGUGUGGAUUUUCCUGUCAAUUCGAAAAAAUACCCGACCAGAUCCCAAGUUCUAGAAUAUAUCGAUGAUUACAUCAGAUCGAUUCCCAAAGGAGUAGCUAAAAUUAAUUUGAACUCAAAUGUGGUAUCAUUGGAAAAAGUCAACGAGAUUUGGCAUAUAGAAAUUGAAGAUACAGUUAAGAAAACUUGUGUUAAGUUGGAAUAUGAUGCGGUAAUUAUUGCCAAUGGGCAUUUUAGUAACCCAUAUAUACCUGAUGUGCCUGGGUUGUCAUCUUGGAAUGAGCAUUAUCCAAAUACAAUCACCCAUUCCAAAUAUUAUGAGUCGCCUGGCAAAUUUAGAAACAAACGUGUUUUGGUGGUUGGGAACUCAGCAAGUGGGGUAGAUAUUUCUAUACAAUUGAGUGUCUGUGCCAAAGACAUUUUUGUUUCCAUAAGAGAUCAAGAAAAACCGCAUUUUGAAGACGGGUUUUGCCAGUAUAUUGGACUCAUUGAAGAAUACAAUUAUGGAACUCGGUCGGUACGAACAACAGAUGGGCUAGUGGUUAGUGAGAUUGAUUACGUGAUAUUUUUUACUGGAUAUUUGUAUGCUAUCCCAUUUUUGAAACUGGAAAAAACUAUUACAGAUGGAUUUCAAGUAUACGACUUGUAUAAGCAAAUUUUCAACGUUUACGAUCCAUCCCUCACAUUUUUGGCUCUAUUACGUGAUGUGAUUCCAAUGCCAAUAUCCGAGUCUCAGGCUGCAUUAAUUGCCAGAGUUUAUAGUGGAAGAUAUAAAUUACCACCCACAAGAGAGAUGGAGAGAGAUUAUCUACUGGAAUUGAAGGAAAAGGGGAAGGGUGGAAAAUUUCAUAAUUACAAAUAUCCACAAGAUGUUGCAUAUUGCCAAAUGUUACAGAAUCUUAUUGAUGAGCAAGGUGUGCGUACCCCUGGGUUAGUGGCACCUAUUUGGGAUGAAUCGUUGAUUAAAAAGAGGAGUGAAACUAAGGCUGAGAAAAAUGCACGAUUAGAAAAUGUGGUUGAGCACGUUAAACGCUUAAGAGCAGAAGGAAAAGACUUUUCUUUAUUAGAAUAG